GGGGCUGGGCCUGGCUGGGAUCAGGGCCUUAUUGUCAGAGGAGGAGAGUGGGGGAAGGAGGAGAGCGAGGUCUGUGCUGUAGGCAGUUAUAGGGCCGACCUACAAAUAGAGGAGACUAGUGAACUCUCAGAGAGUGACAGCAGAGGGGGGGAACGGUUGGGAGCGAGUGUGUCUGGAAACCUAAUUUUCCCUCCUGACCUGCUCUGUUCAUCCCCCCAGUCUCUCCCCUCCCCUCCCAGUUCUACCUUUCCUCACCUCCUCCACUUCUCCUCUGAGGAGUUGGCCUAUGCUCCAGGGAUUGAAGCCGAGACGUUCCCGGAGGAUCCCACCUUCACAGAGAGCCUUCCGGAAUCCCGCAGCAGCCGGAUGAGCAACGCCCCCAGGCCUCAUUGGCCGCUUGAGUCAGGGGGGGAGGAUCUCAAGCCUAGGACCUCCCCUUACCCAGCAGCUAUCUCUCCUGCGUGUGGGAUAUCUUACCAACUCAGCGAGAGAAAAGAGAGGGGUGGAGAGAGCCCACAGGAUGAGGCAGGUGUUAACCAUCGGCAACACCCCUAUCCGAGGAAGAUAAGACAGAGCUUAUCUGACACCCCACAAGCCAUGGUUUGUUCCUCUCAGAAAUCCUGGCAUGUACCCUCACAGUCCCCCCUUCACAGCAGCACCAAGGACUGGAACCACCAGACCCCCAGGGAGAGCCCCCCAAACCCCAACCCAGGAGUCAUGACCCUGACAUGGACGAGGGCCGAAGAGGCCCACUGACCUACCCCACCCCAGACUUCUCCAAGGUAGAGCCCAGGGUCCACUUCCCUAAGAGCGGCUACACCCCCCCCAAGAGCAAAGGCUCCCCCAGAAAGAGGUCUCUGUCAGUGGAGCCCCCCCUGGUGUUCAAGUCCCCUGCUGACAUAGUGAGAGAGGUGCUGCUGAGCAGUACAGACGGACCCCAAUCCCCCUCUCCGCCCAACGGGCCCCGCAGGCCCCUGAAAUCUAUGGUGCCAGAGGAUUUCAGAUGCCCACAACAGGCCAGCACUCUGGUACAGCAGCUGCAGGAGGACUACAACAGGCUGCUGACCAAGUAUGCUGAGGCAGAGAACACUAUUGACCGGAUGCGUCUGGAAGCCAAGGUGAGCCUCUACUCUGACCCUCCCAAGCCCAGUCACGCUGUCCAAUCAGGUGUACUCCAUGAAGGGUCAAAGGUCAUGACCCUAACUUUUCCCCACGCUCAGAGGGCGGAGCUCAGCUCAGGCUCUGUUUACCUAAAUGGACAGGCUGCCCAACAAGGACAUAGUGGAGUCUCCUCUGUCUGUCCCUCUUCUGCGGCCUCCUCAUCCCCCAGAAGCCUGGGCCCUGGAGUUGGAGAGCAGGUGACCAGGGCUCUCUCAAAGCAGGCUGAGAGGUUCCUCCAGCAGGUGCAGACAUUUGAAGAGCUCCUGAGGAGAGGGAAACUUAAACCGUUUGAGCAGAUGAAGGGUUUGUCCCAGCUGCUGCAGGGGCAGGAUUCUCUGGAAAGAGGUUAUCUAGCAGCACGAGACGAACACAGACUUCUACUGCAGAGAGGGGCCGAGCUGGGCCCCUUUGACUCCGGCAGGGAGUUGGAGGGCCGUAUAUUCCAGUGUGGGAUGCGUGUGGAGGAGCUCAAGGAACAGGUGGAGCAGACUGAACAGGACCGGCCCACCUCAGAAGCCCCUCCCACUCCCACUCCACCUCCUCACCCCACCCCCUACUCCAUGCCUGCAGGGGGUAGCGAGCCCAUGCCACUCCCUGAGAGCCCAGUGUUACCUCUGCCAUGGGAGUCUGGGGUGGGGGUGGAGGUUAGCUCGGCCAGCGGAGAGAGCGAGGGAGAGGAGGGAGGGAUGCCAUCCCUGCUCCUACAUCCCUUACGUCACGAACACAAACGCGUAGAGAGAGACUUCAGCAUGCUGAUGGACCACUACCAGAGUUUCAGGGAGCUGCCCAGACUGCUAGACCUGGAUCUGACAGAGGGAGACCAUGACUCUCCUGACGCAGGAGAGGGAGCCACACAUUCAGGUGGUGAGGGGACAAGAGAGGGACCACACCCAAGGACAGGGAGGGAGAAGGGCCACACAAGUCUCGCUCAGAGACGGCCAAUGCAAGGUCAGCAGGACGCUGCAUUCAUUCCAACGGCCAGACCAAGGACCAGCAAAUCACUUCCUCCUUCCCCAAAGGACCUCAGCCAAUCCACUGCAUUUACUGAUCUGCUGGCCAAUGACAGCAAGAGGUCCGAGGUCAGGAAGUCUCAUGGCAGCAGUCUGACCAGUUUGGGGGAGAGUGCUGCCUCAGAGAGGCGAGGCUCCAAACUGCAGCCUGGGACCAGGAGAGUGCCGUCACAGGAUGGGAUCAUCUCACCAGAGACUGACAGUGGUUUUGUUGGCUCUGAAAGCAGUCGUCUGACUCCUGCAGCACCUAGUGCUCUCCACCAGAGGGCCAUAGCGAGCCUGUCAGUCCCUGAGGAGCAGAGCCCAGGGAAGCCCCACCACACAACCCCCGUGUCAGGGCAGCCUCUCCCCUCUUCCUGCACCCCCCCACACAGACCACAGAGACCAACCUUGCUGGAGCACUGUGAAGGCUCUCAUCUGAGCACCCCAAGGCAGGUACGGGGGUCUUCAGGGAGAACCAGAGGGGAGGAAAGGAGGGGCAUCUCAGCCUCCAGUUCCCCCCAGCACAGGGCCAGCAGGACCCCCCAGCCCUGGGCUGGCAGUGGGACCAGUGAGUUUGGACCAGACAGUGACCACAUCCACUCUGUGUCAGGGGAGGAUGAGGGACGAAGUGACGGUUCCACCCGAACGACCCAGCAUCGCUGCCAGCCAAACCCCUCCCCCACUGCACCCUAUCACCAUGGCGAUCCCCUCCGAGCCCUGAGCUCUGGUCUGCUGACCAACCGCAAUGAGGCCAUCCAGUCCCUGCAGGCGGAGGUGGGCAGACUAAAGGAGCGACUAGAGGGCAGUCUGAGACAGACCAACCCUCCCAGUCCUGUUAGAGCGCCCCCCUCAGCCCAGGAUGGCCACACACACUCGCUCAGCUCAACACCUCGUACCAGGUCUGCUCAGCGAAGGAGGGAUGGUGGUAGAGAGGAGAGCAGGGAGGAGAGGAGGUGGGGUGAGGAGCAGCAGGUGGAGGAGAGGUCUCCCAGGUUGACUCCUAGAAGAUCAGCCUCUGUACCCAGACAGAGACCUGAACUGGACAUUACGACAGAGUCGGAGCAUUUCCAGUCUACACCCAGACUUCGGUUCUCCAGGCGUAUCCCAGUGUCCCCUGCAGCGUGGGGAGGCAGCCGUGGCAGAGCAGAGACCGUUAGGAACAGCGGAGCCCACACAAGGCAGCAUGUCAGUAUGUCUGUAGGUGGAGAUGGUGGUGAUAAACCUGACUGUAGAGGGAGGCAGGCCCCUGUGUGUCCACAAUGUUCCCCACAGACACACAGCCAUGGACACUCUACACGACCAGACGGGGGUGGUGGUGACACUGAGCCUGUCCACAGUCACACUGGUCUUCAUUCUCACCACUGUCCUACGUGUGGAAGGUCUCAGACGUACCGGAGCACAAGCACGAAACACGACCGACGGACAGAGAGCGACUCAGGUCCCGCCCACAGAGGCAGCUGGCCAAUGAGCUCCCCCCACGGUGAUAUGAGAGGCGUGUACUUUGCAGCGCCGCCCCCUCCUGUGCUGGGCAGUGUGCCGCUGGUUCAGUGUGUGCCAGUGUGCCCACCAGUUCUGUACUACUCCAGCCCUGUGAUGAAUGUAGCUCCAUCCCAGCCCCAGCCCAUCUACGUGUCUCUGGGUGGGGGUGUGGCCACUGGGGUUAGGGGUCAUCAUGAGCAGGUCCGAGGUGGAGCUGGCCAUUCCCUGUCUGCUGACCAGCGCUCUCUGAGCAGCUCUCUGAACCAUGCCAUCGAGGCGGCCAGGGGGAUGAGGGAGGCCUCUCGACGCAUGGCCCGCACCAUCGCCACCGGACUGCACCACCAGGAGGCGCUGUCACAGUCCUGCAUGUACUGAUGGACCAGACCAGACACACACACCGGGGGUUGUGUUCAUUAGUGUACACCGUAGCAAAAAUGUUUUGCAACUUAAAGGAGAACAAGCGUUUCUUAUUGGAGACGUUCAGGUACUGGUAGUCCCUCCCCGUUUCGGUCUGUUUUCUUCCGUUUGGGGUCUAGUGAAUAUGACCCUGGCAAGUCUUUGGACCAGCCACUCUGUACUGACAUGGACAUCUCUAAAUGUGAAGUUAUUGUACUGUGCACCUAGUAUAACAGUUCGGUAUUUGGGGUAACAUGAAGCAAGUUCCUGGGUACAGAUCCUGGGGCCUCAAGCCAGUCAUUCAGCUGCAGGUUUCUUGGUUGCAGGGAGUGAGGAACUACAGACCCUUGACAUCAGUAUUUGAUCAUCACCCAGUGGCUCAGCACUGAUAGGAAAGUAGGGUCUACAAACUGUACUUUAUACAGGUUACUACAGGUUACAGCUUUAGAUGAAAGGUGGAGUGGCUAUGUUGCGAUCUCAGGUAUCAUAUAGAAACAACAUUUGUGGGAUCUGGCAGCUUAAGUGGACAACAGUAGCAGUUCAUCUCGUACUCAUAAAAAUGCACUAGAAUCUGCAUAUUAAUGAUUUACGUUUCGAAAUAACGGACAUCUGCACAUGUUUAGUUUGCUAUGAAACCUGGAAUUAGUUUUGGAUGUUUGUUUUGUUACAUUUGUACAAUGGAUGUGAGACAAAGAAAUUAAAUUGCUGCUAUGGAUCUUCAGAUGAGAUGAAACAUUCCCACAUUUUACCCUAAUUUAUUGAUUUUAAAUCAGGGUUCCUCAGCUGGCGGCCUGCAGGUGGUUUAAUUUGAAAUGUUUUUUAUCAAACAUAUCCGUUUCAGUUUGCAGUCUACCAUUGAUUUGGAAUUAUAUUCCCGACCUUUCGCUCAACAAAAAAGAAAUCGUGGCGCGGCUGAAUCAAGUUGAUGAUCCCUGUUCUAAAUGGUUUGUUUCAAUUUUAUUCUUCAUCAUUUGUGUAAUAAUGAGUUAAUAACGUUAGUAAUUGGUCGUAUUUUUAUAGGUGUCUUAGUUUGUGUUAAACACAAAAAUGAGACUUUAGGUAUACACAUUUCUAUGAUUUCGGAAAUGCAGAUUUAAAAAAAUAAUAACCUGUCUUAUGUACUUUGAUUAUCAAAUGAUUGUUUUUUAACUAAUAUUUUUGUAGCAAAAUAUUUUUAUUUUUACUUUGAAGCCAAAUAAAUGUUUUUGGUGAAA
This is a messenger RNA of Oncorhynchus kisutch (coho salmon), 5242 nucleotides long. RefSeq names its product AT-hook transcription factor (gene akna). Lineage: Eukaryota; Metazoa; Chordata; Actinopteri; Salmoniformes; Salmonidae. The record is from RefSeq and is a predicted model, not a curated record. Gene Ontology annotation, biological process: neuroblast division in subventricular zone; neuroblast delamination; epithelial to mesenchymal transition. The transcript has 19 exons. Bases 729 to 4007 code for a protein of 1092 amino acids. Gene Ontology annotation, cellular component: centrosome.